AUGAGCGAUAAUUAUACACCUACAUCAGUGCUCAGUUCACCGAGCUCGCGAUCGUCAGAUCGUGAAAUAGAUUCUGAUACCACACCAUCGCCAUCGGGUGGCAACAAGUCUCCGGCGUUCAACCCCCAUUUACUAUCAAAUAAAUUAGCCAUGGUUCAAGCAUCUCAGGCACUAUCACAAGCCUCAAAUACACUUGCAAUUGCCGCGCAGGCUAUGUCCAAGGCUGCCGCAUUGCUUUCAACAAUGAAUGUUUCUGAUUAUGACGAUGUCUACGCAUUCCGCACUCGGAAUUUCGGGAGUGCUAAAGACUGGGUUGAGUCCCCAGAUUGGACAAAUGAUAGCUAUAAUCUCUUACAGAUACCCGCUCCGAGAGUAAAUAUUGUGGACCCGAACCAUAAACUUACAGGAUCAAAAGAUGCUAUUCUUGCGGGAGAAUUAUGUGGAACCAGUUUGGAAGGAGAAAGGGUUGAAUUUAGUGAGCCCAAGUCUACCCCUGCUAGUACCAUGGACAUAUGUCCCCCAAAACUAGCCUCAAAUAAACCGAAGCCACACAAUCCCUCGGCAGAAGCACAUUUGACAAGCACAUCCAAUCAAUCUACCUCUAGCACCCCAUGUGUCACUCAAUCAUCACCAACCGCAAAACAAAUUCCCCCAACUGCUCCGUCCAUUAACAAGGUUGAUUCUCCAUCACAUGAUACUAAGCAGAAACCUAGUACACAGCCGAACGGAAGCACUCCCGUGGUAGCGGCAAUAGCUCCCGAACCAGCUGCCAAACCAACUUCGGCCGCCGUUGUUCCCCCAGCUCCCGUAAAAAUUUCAGUACAGCCCGGUGGGAGCACAAACCCUGGUCAGUCUGCGGGUACAAACUCAAACCCCAUUGCUUCUCAGUCUAAUAAUACCAAGGCCGGAGUAUUAUCAAGUCCGACUCGCAUAAUUCUUGACUCUGGCUUCGACGGACUACCUGCGUUGUGCCACAUCACAAAACGUUUCCCAAAAACGGUUUGCCUCUAUAAUUACUCCGGCCUUACCGCAACUUUAAGCGCCGCUGUUAUGGUGAGGGCAAACGUCAAGAUUGGUGUAAUAGUCCCGCAGUCUACAAGGAAGGAUAAACUGGACGCAGCUACGAUAUCGCUGGACUUGCAAGUUCGUCAAAUACGCAAUUAA
Messenger RNA from Rhizoctonia solani, 1164 nucleotides. RefSeq lists its product as uncharacterized. Lineage: Eukaryota; Fungi; Basidiomycota; Agaricomycetes; Cantharellales; Ceratobasidiaceae. The record is from RefSeq and is a predicted model, not a curated record. The transcript has 7 exons. The coding region runs from base 1 to 1164 and encodes 387 amino acids.